This is a messenger RNA of Exophiala spinifera, 654 nucleotides long. Its product is annotated as 60S ribosomal protein L10a. Gene Ontology annotation, biological process: translation. The transcript is spliced from 3 exons. Lineage: Eukaryota; Fungi; Ascomycota; Eurotiomycetes; Chaetothyriales; Herpotrichiellaceae. Gene Ontology annotation, molecular function: RNA binding; structural constituent of ribosome. The coding region runs from base 1 to 654 and encodes 217 amino acids. Gene Ontology annotation, cellular component: large ribosomal subunit. The record is from RefSeq and is a predicted model, not a curated record.
AUGUCGAAAAUCACAGUCGCCGGAGUGCGCCAGAACGUGCAACAACUUCUCGACUACUCUUUGAACGAGAAGAAGCGAAACUUCCUCGAGACGGUCGAACUCCAGAUUGGCCUCAAGAACUAUGAUCCCCAGCGUGACAAGCGUUUCUCUGGCACCAUCAAGCUGCCCACCGUCCCUCGCCCGGGCAUGACCAUCUGCGUUCUCGGUGACCAGCACGACAUCGACCGAGCCAAGCACCACGGUGUCGACGCCAUGUCGUCCGACGAUCUCAAGAAGCUCAACAAGAACAAGAAGCUGAUCAAGAAGCUCGCCCGCAAGUACGACGCCUUUGUCGCCUCCGACAGCUUGAUCAAGCAGAUCCCCCGUCUCCUGGGUCCUGGUCUGUCCAAGGCCGGCAAGUUCCCUACCCCGAUCUCCCACAACGAAGAUCUCGCCGGAAAGAUCACCGAAGUCAAGUCGACCAUCAAGUUCCAGCUGAAGAAGGUCUUGUGUAUGGGUGUCGCUGUCGGCAACGUCGGCAUGACCGAGGACGAGCUCAUCUCCAACAUCAUGUUGGCCAUCAACUACUUGGUGUCUCUCUUGAAGAAGGGCUGGCAAAACGUCGGCAGCUUGACCAUCAAGGCAAGCAUGAGCCCUCCCAAGAGAUUGUAUUAG